UUACAGCAGGACUGCGGCGGGCAUUCUGACACUGGGGGGGGGGGGGGGUAGACACUGACCAUCACUGACAUCCCCAGUGACACUAAUACAGUGAUCAGUGCUAAUAAAGAGCACUGACACUAUACUAAUGACACUGGGCAGGAAGGGGUUAACCUCUGGGAUGAUCAAAGAGUUAACUUUGCGUUUUACUGUGUGCUGUGCUUUACUAUGGUUAACUGUGUGCGUGCUUUACUGUAAGGACACUGCUUUGCAUGGCUGUGCACAGCCAAGCAAAGCAGUGUGCAGGAGCUGUCAGGGGAGAGAACUGUUUUGUUUA
Messenger RNA from Staurois parvus, 316 nucleotides. Lineage: Eukaryota; Metazoa; Chordata; Amphibia; Anura; Ranidae. The record is from the annotation of a GenBank genome assembly.